AUCACAUGACACGGCCCCCACCUAAUGAGAGGAGUCCACCCCGGCAAAGUUUUGUUAGAGUUUCAGUUGCAAAAAAGAUGUUCCCGUUCGAAUUCAAAUUCAAGUAUUCCCAAAAUAAAUCGGCCAAAGAGCUUCGGCUCUCUGACUACAAAUCCCGAGUUUUCACUGGGGUUCAGUACCUAACUAUGAUCCUAGUCGUUUCUUCUUCAUUUUUCACGGGCGUCGCCCGCCCGGACAUGUCUUGGAAAAUCUCCCAACACUGCGAGGACCCUAAAUUCAACCAACCCUUAACUCAAGUUGACAAGACAUGGGCAAUUGGGACAACUGUCGUCGUUAGUCUCAUAAUCGUGUGUCUGAUGUCAACCAAGAUGCUGUUUUACGGCUGGGAGAACAAGGAUGUGCUGGACAUAGUGAACUACUUCUUUGGCAUUUUGUCUUUAUGGGUUGCAUGUUACGCCCUGAAGAGCCUCAUCGGUUACCCCAUCCCGUCUUUCUUCACCAAAAAUGAACUCUACGCGUUUUAUUGUUGCAAACAUUGUCUUCCCAUCCCACAAACGAAAAAACUAACUGAACUUGACCUCGACUCCCGUGGCUCUUUUCCCUCUUUCCUGAUCUGCGCCCUCUCCUACUCCUCUACUUUCCUCUUUGUAGUUUGCACUUAUCUGGACGAAAAUAGACGUUUUGCUGCUAAACUCCUUGCACUGUUGCUGCCUGGAGGCGUCUCGUUCAUCUACUCUUGGUACCUUUGGCAAAGCAACGAGCACCAUCUCCAGGACGUCGUCGGGGGUGCACUUCUUGGGUGUUUUCUUGGCGCAUACAUUGCAAGAGAUAUCUAUAAACGUGACAACACAUCUGCCAGAUUUCAGGACGACUUCGUUACCGUGCUUAUGGCAAGGGAGAUCAUUGCACAAGCGGAGAGGGCAAAUCGAGGCGGAACGCACACGCCUAACGAAUAUGUCAUUAAUCUGUACCCGCACGAAAAUGAAGCUAUUGGAACUCAAAAUAGCAACAAUAACAAUGCCGUAGUCGCCUUCAACGACGAUCCACCACCGUAUUCCAGUCUUAAUCUCGCAGAGUAACUCCACUUUGUUAUUUCAUUUAUUUUAUUAUAUAUCCGUAUUAACAUAUUAUAUAUUUAUAUUAUAUUAUUGUUAUUUUUAUUACUACCAUAUUAUGUUUGUGUGUUCUAUUACUGUAUUUUAAAAAUGAAUAAUAAAGUAUUUUUUUGAAAA
Messenger RNA from Tribolium castaneum (red flour beetle), 1232 nucleotides. RefSeq lists its product as hypothetical. Lineage: Eukaryota; Metazoa; Arthropoda; Insecta; Coleoptera; Tenebrionidae. The record is from RefSeq and is a predicted model, not a curated record. The transcript has 5 exons. Gene Ontology annotation, biological process: signal transduction; phospholipid dephosphorylation; phospholipid metabolic process. Gene Ontology annotation, molecular function: phosphatidate phosphatase activity. Gene Ontology annotation, cellular component: plasma membrane. The coding region runs from base 6 to 1079 and encodes 357 amino acids.